Molecule: messenger RNA, 1742 nt
Organism: Hylaeus anthracinus
Lineage: Eukaryota; Metazoa; Arthropoda; Insecta; Hymenoptera; Colletidae
Product: carbohydrate sulfotransferase 9-like
Exons: 4
Coding region: 477-1601 (374 amino acids)
Biological process (GO): carbohydrate biosynthetic process
Cellular component (GO): membrane
Molecular function (GO): sulfotransferase activity
Source: RefSeq, a predicted model, not a curated record
AAUUAAAUACAAUUCAUUAUUCAAUGUGGCAAAUAUUCAAUUUCUCGCAUGUAUUUCUCUGAGAUAUACAGAAAUUAGACAUCUAUAGUUCUAGACAUUUUUUGGUCGGAAAUAGAGAGAGAGAGAGAGAGUGGCAGUUGGGAGUCAUUUUAUUUUUAGCACUUUAAAACACCCACCCUACUCAGAGAACAUUAUUUUUAAAGUUACGGUGUAGUGAGCUUUCCCAAUAGAAUAUCUAACCAAUAUCCAUGCGUUUGACUCCUAAACUUAAAUAGCAGUGCUUUCUGCAAGAGGAUAGAAUACUGUCCAUGAUAUCUUUGUUCCUGCCUCUGUUAUCUAUGGGGGCGGGUCAAAGGAAGUAAAAUAUGCAGUCUCUUAACUCCAGUUUUCUCUCAAAUUCUACAUACAAGAUUCCCUUUGUGGGAAAAGUAUCAUUAUUGUAGGAGAUCUCGUACAUAAAAAAGAUAAUAUAAAAAAUGUCGAUAAAAGUAACAGAACUUGAAAGUCAAACGAUAAUACGUUCAUACUUGUUAAAAGUGAAGUGUUUACAUCUUCUUCAUAGCAUGUUCUCAGGGUUACAUAGGCAACUUACAUUAGUAAAAUUAAUUACCGUAAUAGUUAUAGUAUUUAUGACGCUUAUAUUCUUAUUGAAUUUAAUAUAUAAUUCAUGUUCACACAUAAGCAAACAUUUAAAGACUGCAAACUAUAUCCAUAAUGGAAAUUACAAACAUAGCAAUGCAAUUAGCAAUAAAUCUACUUUCAUUAAUUUGUCAGUAGAAGAAAUGAAAAAUGUAAGGAUUCAAUUAAACAUCAGGAAAACCGAGUUAGAACGGUAUUGUGAAACCAUGGGCAAAAAGGAUUCAAAUUUAGACAAUGUACUGGCAAACAUGGUUAUCGAUACAACACAUGGAAUAUCAUGGUGUCCGAUAUACAAGGCAGCAAGUUCGACUUGGAUGAAGCAUUUUGCAACCCUUGGAGGAGUAUUAACAGAGACAGCUAUGGAGUUGAUUCAUAGAGAUAUUUUACAAAUCAAUACCAUUGUGAGAAAAGCAUUUCCACGCGAUCGUGACAUGAAGAAAGCCUACCAAAAGCUGAACACAACGAAGAAAUUCCUGAUCGUUCGUCAUCCAUUUGAACGUCUUGUAUCCGCAUACAGAGAUAAAUUGGAACACAUAGAAGGAAGAGAUUAUUACUAUAAAAGAUUUGGACGGCACAUUACGCAUAAAUACCACCGAUACAGACAACCCAACGAAACUCAAUUAGAACCAACGUUUACAGAAUUUCUCCGUUUCAUAGUAGAAGAAAAAUACUUCGACGAACAUUGGGCACCAUUUGUCGACACAUGCGAACCUUGCUUAAUUAAGUAUAAUUACAUUUUGAAAUUUGAUACGUUCGAUCGAGAUCAACAGUUCCUAAUACAAGAAUUAGGUUUAAGAGAAUAUCUAUAUGAAAAAAGUGAUUUAAGAAAUAUAAAUCCGCGCGGAGUCACAACUACCGCUGUGGUUAAAGAGUAUAUGCAAAAUGUUCCUAGAUCGUUGCUCGACGAAAUUAAUAAGGUUUAUGAAACUGAUUUUAAAUUGUUUUCUUAUUUACCUGUGUAAUAUUUUAGGGUAUUUUACGUUAACAUUCAAACCAUAAAUGUGAUAAAUAGUUGCAUUUAAUCCAGAACUUCUGCAAUAAUGAUCUCUACUAUGAAGUUAAUAACUUCUGUAUUUCUUAACUGAAAUAAUUAUUUUGAUUGU